GAGAGCAGAGGAAAGAAAAGGGCAAGGAAGGGACCUGUAAUAAAUUCUGCCUCGCACUCUUGGCGCCAAUCAGACUUAAAGAGAAAUAAAACAGUUGAAUUUUUCAUUGAUUGUUUUAAUCAAAUUUGCGCCUAAGCUGCUCCUCUCACAGCCAUCGUUCGGUGCUUUAGCUAGCUAGCCUCGACAGCAUACUCUCUAUCAUUGUCAUAUUAAUCUGGCCCCCUUCUCUCUGUCUGUAGUCACGAUACUAAUAACUCAGCACCAGGGACAAUAGAGGCGUGUUUCUCCUGGGGGACCGAUAAGACACAGCGGCAAAAUGGGGAGGAAGUCUAACAGAGCAAAGGAGAAGAAAGCCCGGCGUCUGGAGGAGAGGGCGGCUAUGGAUGCUGUCUGUGCUAAGGUGGACGCAGCCAAUAAGCUGGAUGACCCAUUGGCUGCCUUCCCGGCCUUCAAGAAGUACGACAGAAAUGGGCUGAACCUGCAGAUAGAGUGUAAGAGAGUGACCUCCCUCAACCCGCUGUCUGUGGAGUGGGCCUUCGAACUCACCAGAGGCAACAUGCAGACACUGUACGAGCAGAGCGAGUGGGGCUGGAAGGAGAGGGAAAAGAGGGAGGAGAUGAACGACGAGAGGGCGUGGUACCUGCUCGCCCGCGACGGCGACUCCGCCCCCGUGGCCUUCUCUCACUUCCGAUUCGAUGUGGAGUGCGGGGAGGAGGUUUUAUAUUGCUAUGAGGUGCAGUUAGAGAGCAGAGUGCGGAGGAAAGGACUCGGCAAGUUCCUCAUCCAGAUCCUACAGCUCAUUGCUAACAGCACACAGAUGAAGAAAGUGAUGUUGACAGUUUUCAAACACAACCACGGGGCUUACCAGUUCUUCAGAGAAGCUUUACAGUUUGAGAUUGACGAAACUUCGCCGAGCAUGUCCGGUUGCUGCGGCGACGACUGCUCUUACGAGAUCCUGAGCCGGCGGACCAAACAUGGCGAGGCCUCGGCGGGACACACCCACGGGGGCGGUCACUGCGGGGGCUGCUGCCACUGAUUCAGCUUCAGUUAGACCUUAUGAUUGGUUAAAAGCCAGCAACUUUCAUGGCUGUGUGUGAAAGCUUGAGCUGCCUGCUCUUCUGCAAACGUUAUGAGUUUGAACGGUCGUCUCCACGGCUGUUAAAAAUGAACCGAUGGUGGAAUACCUGGCUACAGAUAUUAAUGUUGCAUUAUGGAUUGAGAUUUGUGUGUCUUUUGUGUAUUCCUGCUACAAAAGCAGUAUGCAGUGUGAGCUUUCACACAUAGCUCCUGUUUGUCGUUUCCUACUUCUUGGUUCAAUGUCCAAGCCAUCUUUUCUCAUUCUCUUGUUCCACUUAAUGACUAUUAGUAGUUUCCCAGUCAAAGAAGAAGCUUUUUGCUGCCAUUAUUUACCACCAAAGUCAACCUCAUCCCAUCCUGCUCUCAUCUCCUAACGUGCUAUACUGUAUCGAAUCAUUCUGCAGUGCUGCUUAAACUGUGGUGUGGGACCUAAAAUUGGAUACUGGCCUUGGGCUGUGUUACAGAAACUCAUUACCUCUAGUCAGAACCUCUUAAGGUUAAGACAGAAUUUAUCUAAAGUCAAAUUCUGCUAAGUUGAUAAAUCAUGCUCUAACUCAAAUUACCUCUGAUACUAAGCAGGUAAGAUCAGUGAUAUAAUACAGCCCCUGAUUUCCUUAGGACCUCCCUCUGAGACUGCUAGCUUGUUUCACUGAACCAGGGUCCCAGGAUGAGGCUGAGUGUACUCAAGUGUAGGUCCCCUUGGAAACAGUCUGAGAAGCCCUGCAAUACUGUAACAUUACCUGUUGUUGUAACACAAGUUAUAUGCACAUAUGGCUUGUAAGCACUGCAGCUAGCAGCAACUGCACUGUUUUUAACCACAUUUGCCCAUGAUACUACUGUUACAUCAUUACAGUACACCAUUAGCACUACCCAUCUUCUCUAUUCAGGUGAUACCUAAAUGUUUAGACGUCUCCCCUGCUUUUAUUUGUUCUAACUUAUGAGACAAGAUGUCUGAGAUUGCCUUUUUCUUUCUCUCUUUAUUACGUCUUCUACUUUCUCCCAGUGAAUUGAGUAAAAAAAACAAAAACAAAAAAAAAACCUCAGUUUCUCAUCUGUUGCUGUAAAUCUGCAUCCAAUCCACAAAAUACCCCCAGUAUGAUCCUCUUGCUUAUUCAGCUUGCUGUAAACCCCCCCAACCCCACCCCACCCCAUCUAUCCUAAUCAGAGGUACAUGUCAUGAACUGAAACCUUAAUUCUGUUUCACUGCAUCAUUCGCUCAUUUUUCACCCUUUCUUCUCGCCGUCUUUUCCUCACCUCCAUGCUUAUACCCACAAAUGGGAGAUUCACGUCCUGAUGCCACAUCUUCCCAUGCUUCAGUUGUGUGAAGAAAUAUCACAUCCUUCUCUACUUUUUGUUCGUUUGUGCCUCCGUUCUCUCUCCAUGUCGUAAAGGUGCUGAAUGAUGACAGCGGACAUUUAUGUUGCUCUCAACAUUAGUCACCUUUGUGCAGAUGUAUUGCUCCUGCUUGCCUCUUAGUUCACUUUGUUUCCAAGAGGUACUAAUGAUAAACAAAUUGAUGUUGACGCUACUUUUAGCUGUAUUUAAAAACUACUAAAACCAUCCUCCAUCCCUUCUCUUACAUAUUUUGUUAGCAUGAGCAAAUCAUAUUGAUUUAUCAUGGAUGAAAAUUGAUAGACAUCGCCACUUCAUUAUAUGGCCGUUCGAAGCUGAUGAAUGCUAUUAACUUGGAGGAAGGAACAUAGAUGAAUGGAUGGGUGGAUGGAUGAAAGAAGUCAUUAAAGAGCAGUGAAGGCGUUUUUAUGGUCGUUAUUCCUCUUCUCCUCAGUCGUGACGUGUUUUCCCAGCCCACUGUCGUUAGCUUGCAUGACAAGAUUUAAAAAUGUUUAACAAAACUUGUAGUUAAAAUCAGGAUUACACAACAGCGAUGCUGCUUCAGAACUGUAGCUGCACUGUUUGAAUCUGUAUCUAAAGUCCUCAUGGUUAUAGCAGCAUUACUUUAAUAUUUCAUACAAAUCUCCCAUGAACAUCUGUGCAUGUUAGAAGUUUGUGAAGGGGAGAGUUGCGUGAAAUGUAAAGAUAAUGCUGUGGUUUGGUAUUCCUGACAGCAUCUUAGCACAAAGUCAGUACUGUAAGGUUUGGGUGAAGUUCUACUGCACAUCUGUUGUCCCAGAAUAAUCUUACUGAGAUGCCUGAAGAAGUUCCACUGAGGGUUUUAGAUACCACUUUACUAGUCAACCUAGAAAGGCUGCUGUAACCACUUCAACCUUUUUAAUUCCAUAUCUGUUUACAAAACCUUCAGGGUAUUUUUGGACCGUUUCGAGCGCUAGUCGGCUGGGUUGGAUGCCCUAUCUAGAAACCACCAUAAAACCCUUUAAUUCCAGGACUGUAGUCAGCUUGUACAGAUUUUAUGUGUGGGCUGGAGGAGUGAAAAGAUAAUUCUUCACGCUACUGUAGAUGCAAAUAUUCCUCUGUCUAAUGUGGCUGAGAGGGCCUUAAGUUGGUACGGUUUGAAAUGUUUUUUUAAAACAGGUCAUAUCAUUAAGGCUCGACUGGAGAUUUCAUACAGAUUAUUGCCUGGUUAAAUAUGUGAAAAAGGGGAGACUGAAAUGUGAAGUAGACAGAUACUUUCUUAGAACCACCUAAAUAUUGAAAUAAUCUGUGUUACACAAGAACAAAGAUGUUACUAUCACAACAAAAACCCUUGUGGAUUAUUAAGUCCAGAUCCUGGGGUGAAAGUUUCUGGUUGUUUCCAGACUGGGUGGAGACAAUGAAAUAUUCAUAUAAAAAAUAUUCAGCAUCUGUAGACGACAUAUUGGUGUCUCAUGCUUAUUUGAACUCUGAUCAUGAACAACAAAAAUGAUUAAACAACAUAUUGCUUGUUUUAGUUCUAGACUGACUUCUGAUAAGUACAGUAAUUCAAUUUUGUACUGCAUAGGUUACAGUAAAAAGAGGAUGUUGUACAUAGUGGUAGUAUAUCAACCGACUGACAGUCUCUCUCUCAGGUUAAUCAAACGUAAUCAAACCUCAUCUGUUUUACUUAACAGCCAUGUUGUCAGUUUGGUGUUCGCUGGAUUGGAUUGGCCACAGCUCUGACCCAGAGUCAGUUUUUGUGUCAUACCAUCAUAUUUAAAGAAAUUCUGAUUUGAAAAACUUUAUCUAAAUUUUCUUUUACCACAACUAAGAUAGUGGUAACGCUACUUUUCAUGAGAUUUUAGUUUUUAUGUUAUGAUACAGUCAACGAAAAGGCUUGGGAAUGUAAAAUGUCUUGAAAGUAAAUAUGACACAAAGUUUGAACUGACUCUGGAUCAGUGCUCAGUGGUUACAUUCAAUCGAGACAGGUGGGCUGUGUUUAAAAAAAGAAAAAAAAAAAAAAAAGG
Messenger RNA from Seriola dumerili (greater amberjack), 4415 nucleotides. RefSeq names its product N(alpha)-acetyltransferase 40, NatD catalytic subunit (gene naa40). Gene Ontology annotation, molecular function: histone H4 acetyltransferase activity; protein N-terminal-serine acetyltransferase activity; histone H2A acetyltransferase activity. The transcript is spliced from 8 exons. The record is from RefSeq and is a predicted model, not a curated record. Bases 317 to 1036 code for a protein of 239 amino acids. Gene Ontology annotation, cellular component: nucleus. Lineage: Eukaryota; Metazoa; Chordata; Actinopteri; Carangiformes; Carangidae.